Messenger RNA from Morchella importuna, 1653 nucleotides. RefSeq lists its product as uncharacterized. The coding region runs from base 1 to 1653 and encodes 550 amino acids. The transcript has a single exon. NCBI's taxonomy places the organism in Eukaryota, Fungi, Ascomycota, Pezizomycetes, Pezizales, Morchellaceae. Gene Ontology annotation, molecular function: RNA helicase activity; ATP binding; nucleic acid binding. The record is from RefSeq and is a predicted model, not a curated record.
AUGGAAGGCCCGGCAAAGAAGCUAAAGGUCUCCCACGCCAGUGUGGAGAAGAGACAGAAGGGUACAAAGAAAGAGAGCAGAGACAAGAGGGACGUCAAGGAGGCAAAGAAGGCCAAAGAAGAGGUCCCCCGACUAAGCAAAAAGUCAAAAAGGGCACUUGCAGCCAUCCCCGAACCCGCACCAGUAGUGGAGUCCGAAUCCGAAUCCGAAUCCGAGGAAGAAGGAAAACCCAAAGAAACAGCCCCCCAAGACCCCACAGAACAAUCCCCAGACUCCGCAGACUCAGACCCAGAGUCUACCAAUGAAGACGAAGCCAGCGCAGAAAAACCCGCCGAAAAGGCCGAACCCGAAGAGCCAAAGACCUUCGCCGACCUAGGCGUAAUGGAAUCGCUCUGCACCGCCUGCGAAACCCUCAACUACAAAUCCCCAACCCCCAUCCAGGCGCUCUCCAUCCCGGCCGCCCUCUCCGGCAAGGACCUCAUCGCGCUCGCCGAAACCGGGUCCGGCAAGACCGCCGCCUUCGCCCUCCCCAUCCUACAGUCCCUGUGGAACAACCCGAUCGGCCUCUUUGCCUGCAUUCUCGCGCCCACCAGAGAACUCGCAUACCAGAUCAGCGACCAAUUCGAGGCCCUCGGUGGCGGCAUUGGCGUCCGCUGCGCCGUGAUUGUUGGUGGCAUGGACAUGAUGACGCAGUCCGUAGCGCUAGGGAAGAAGCCGCAUAUCGUUGUCGCAACGCCUGGAAGACUGCUCGACCAUCUCGAGAACACAAAGGGAUUCAGUUUGCGCACGCUAAAGUACUUGGUUAUGGACGAGGCCGACAGGCUGCUGGAUAUGGACUUUGGCCCGAUCCUCGACAAGAUCCUAAAGGUCAUUCCGAAAAUGCGAAACACCUACCUCUUCUCCGCAACCAUGACCUCGAAGGUCGAGAAGCUGCAGCGCGCCUCGCUCAAUGCCCCCGUCAGGGUCGAGGUCGGGUCAAAAUACUCGACAGUGUCGACGCUGAUCCAGCGGUUCCUGUUCAUCCCGUUCAAGCACAAGGAUACGUACCUUGUCUACCUGAUGAACGAGCUCGCCGGGCAGACAAUCAUCAUCUUUGCGCGCACCGUGCUCGAGACGAACCGCAUCGCCAUCCUGCUGCGCUUCCUGGGCUUCAAGGCCGUCCCGCUGAACGGGCAGAUGAGCCAGAGUGCGCGAUUGGGGGCGCUGAACAAGUUCAAGAGCGGAUCGAGAAACAUCCUCGUGGCCACUGAUGUCGCGGCGAGAGGUCUUGAUAUCCCGAGUGUGGAUGCGGUCAUCAACCACGAUCUGGCGCAGGACUCGAAGACGUACAUCCAUCGUGUUGGGCGCACGGCGAGAGCAGGACGCAGCGGAAGGAGUAUUUCCUUGGUGACGCAGUACGAUGUCGAGCUGUUCCUGAGGAUUGAGGCUGCGCUUGGGAAGAAGAUUGACCAGUACGAGUGCGAGGAGGAGAAUGUACUGGUGUUUAGUGAGCGGGUUGGAGAGGCGCAGCGGGAGGCGGCCAAGGUGAUGAGGGAGGAGAAGGAGAAGAAGGGUAAUGGACGAGGAGAAGGGAGAUCUGGAGGCAGGGGCGGAAGGGGAGGAGCUUCUGGUGGGAAGAGGAGGAGGGAUGACAUGGACCGAGGUGAAGAGUAG